ACGUUGAACCUUCGUCGAAGUAACAUUGCGGCGAUCGGAUCAGCAAGCCGUAUUAUUCGAUUGUUCGGAAAUAUUUUAUCUUGAUUUUUUAAGUGCCGCAAAUUAAUUCUACGUUCGACACGUACGAUACGUUAAUUCGGAACGUCGCAGAGAUUAUUUUACUUUUAACACAUUUUCAAGUUAAAAUGAUAGAGUGCGAAAUUAUUGUCUGCGUUUAAUAUGUCGAUGCGAUAAAAAUUAUGAAUACGUAAUUUUCAAGAGAAGAAAGGUGAUUGUAAUCGGAGUGAAAAAAUUUGGCGUAAGAAUAUAUAGCUUUAAGAAUAAUGAAUAAUCGCAGAAAGUCGACUCACGGUCGAUGCGUGAUGCUGACAAUUGCUAUCAUUGCGUACAUGUUGGCUGUAUUUGUCAAGACGGGCGAAGGCAAGCCUCACAUCAGGCACCACCGGGACGGCUCGCACUGCAGCAGAUGCGGUCCAGGCUGGGGCGUGAUUAGCCGCUGCGCCCGCGGCCGCGACACCGUGUGCGGAAAGUGUCCCGCCGGCACGUACAGCCCGCAUCACGGCACGCAGCCCUGCUGGAACUGCGCCAGAUGCGGCCCGGGUUUGUACGAGGCGCAUCCGUGUACCACGCGCACCGACACCGUCUGCGACUCCUGUCAUCGCCCGACGCCGGACAAUCCCGAUUAUCGGCGCAAGUGCGAGGGUCGCGCGAGGUUCUUCCUCGCACCGGAGGAUGCUCGGAGCACCGCCGAGGAGAGCGUGCUGGUGAACGAACCGGCGUACCGUUUCCAGCUCAACGACAGGGAGCAGAUACUCGAGAGAGACGUGGAGGCCAUCCUGAGGGACAAAUCGGCCGCUCGAUCGGAGGAUCUAUCGAGAAUCUAAUUACCAUGCGAAUAUUGAUCCUGAAUAAAAUUGUAUUCUUUGUCCAUCGCGGACAAGACGGAAACAAAAGGUUUUUGCAACAGUAUUACUCAGUUGUUACAAGAUUCUCGGAAGGUUGAACUAGGAUACUCAAGAAAUAAGCGGAUCACGCAGAGUAUAAAAUCCGAAGAGUAUAGAUCCGAAAAUAGAGGAUUAGAGGAAUAAUGUAUGUAUGUUCGAUAUCCAUCUUUUUUAAUACUAGUCAAUUAAUAUUUAAGAGAAUUGAUAUUGACUGAGAAGUAGCGUACGAUCUCGGUACAAUGUACGGUUUGCAUUCAAUUGGAAAUUUAUUAUUUUCUGUCUCUCGUUCAUUCAUUAUACACACACAGAGGAAUUCCGAUCAUUCUGCAUCGUACAAUGCAGCACAAAUGGAAAACACUCUCUAUAUGCAAAGUAUAAUUAGCAUAUAAAAAAAUUUCUUUCCUCUUAUGUACGAGUAAACGGUUAUACUUUCAAUAUUUAGAUCUACGUUAUAUGUCAUAAUGAGAUGAAUAUUUAAUGUAAUUCAAUAUUAUCUGUGUGUGGGCGCUAUAGAUUAUUUUGCAACAUCUGUAUCGAAAUUUUUACAUACAGCCAUUCUUGAAUUUUAGGAUAUAUUUUCACGAAAAUUUUCGUGAUUACAUUUUUACGUGCAUUUGAAUAUAUAAAUAUUGCACAUGUCAUAUAUAUAUAUGCAUAGAUUAAACUCGCUGUUACCAUUGACUGACGAGAAGGUCGUACGCUUAUAACUAAUCGAUAUAUUCGAAUCCACGUAAAUGCGGUCUUUCGAAUUUCAUUUGGAAUUAGUACGACGCGUAAUGGCAGAUGUCAAGUCGCAUUUAGUCCUUGAUUGCUAUUUUCCACUUUAUCGAAAAGCAUUUUGGUGUCCGUGGUUACGAAUUCGAUAUUCCUGCCAAAUAUUCGGCAUGUUUUUUGGAUCGAUCACGCAGAUGCGAGCGGUUUAAAGAUACGAGCGAGCGCUGCAAAUUAUGUCUGUGUUGCUAGAUCAAUAUGGCCGUUUACAUUUUUUAACAUUAUUUAUACAUAUACAGUUCUGCUUACGGAUAUAGAUCUCUCUGUAUAUUACACACAAACUUGCGGUGUGAACAAACUUCGAUGUUACAUUUCCAAAGACCUUUCGAUAUCAUUAUGCUCUUAUUUCGUUAGAUAGGUAUAAUAUGCACACAUCUAAUCGAUACGCACGUAUAUUCCAAUUUUAAGGAUAGAUCGGGAUUGCCUCGUUGCAUAUACGGCUUUUUUUUACUCGAGAGAACUAAUUAUAGAUAUCGAUAAACGAGAACGUGCCAAGUUUGAUACGUUUAAGGUGAAAGUUUCGUCGACACGUGUCCUCGUUUGAUUUCAUUGGAUAAUAUAAUGUCGGUUCUCAACAGCGCGUUAAGCUUCCAGAAAUAAUUUUCUCUCAAAACGAGAACGCUGUGGGCCACUUAUCAAAAAUAGAGAAGCCAAAGUAUAUCUAUCUUAUCUUUUGACUUUCAUCCUUUUAAUGGUAUGUCACGAUUGGUCCACAUAAUCCAUGUAGCAGUGUAAUAUUUAAAAUGAAGGAUAAAACAAAUAAGAGGAAAUUAUAAAUAAACUAUUUACAUACGCAAGAUAUUCCAAUAAGUAUCUUACGAACAAAUAUAUUUUCGCAACCAGACAUAUAUCGUUUCUUUUUUAUUUAUUUGACGAUAUUUAUACUUAAUAGCAAUUCGAUGUUGAAUUAUAUCUCAUUAGUUAAUCCUUUCAAGUGUCGCGCAAUUGAUAAAACUGAUAGGACUAGCAAUUCGGCUAUUCGGAAUUGAGUUGACUCUGAUAUCGUUAUACAGUGGCUCGCAUUCUUAGCGUGCAUUUAAAGUUAAACGUGACUCGAUUUUAUCUCUAUAUAUUUUCGUUUUUAUACAUAAAUGUGAAAUUUCAGACUAGACGAUUGUAUUUAACAUUGAGUGAAACGACAAAUACAAAUGAGAUUAUACAAGCCAACAUGGCUUAUUGUCUAAAUCUAGAUAUGUUGAUAAGAUAAUUUACACGCGGAUUUCGCCUACGAGACGAUACAUUGUCCUGCCCGAUAUCACAGAAAAUACUCGAAUAACAUCAAUAUCGAUCGUAUCCAUUGCUGUAUCUGUAUAUCUAAUCAAAUAUUUUGUGUGUUAAUUACCGCGUCUCUCGAAUCAUGAUACGUUCGUUAUUUCAUAUAUUAGCAAAUUUCAUAGUCAAAUAAACACAUGUAUGCGUAACUAAUAAUUGAAUGCCAAGUUACACGCAAUUGGAUAGAUCAGCCAGAUGCGGCAAAUUAUAACGCUAUGAAAGAAAUGUAUCAAAUAAUACUAUUAAUUUAUCUUGAUACUACACUUUUAUGAGUAAGUUGUUUGUAAAUAUGUCAUAAUGAAACACUAUCUAAACAUUUCUAUCGCUUUAUUCAUCAUACCAUUUCGAUCCUUUAUCGUAUAUUUAAUUGUUACGUUCGUAUGGAGAUACAUUUUUCAGGGACAUAACUUUGGAAAAGUUCAUUCAAUAAACAGUAAACAUAGGACGCGUUUCUUGAAUAGAGAUUGUGGCCCCUUUAAUAUAGUUGCUUGUACUUUCAUGUUACAACACUGAUCACAAUAAAUCAACGUUCGCAAUAACUUUGACGAUUAAGUAAAACGAAGCGACACCAUCGAAUAUGUUUGAAUAAAUGGAGGCAAUUGUCGGACUAAUGAGAGAAUCGAGAGAGUCAAACAGAUAUAAAAUAAAUCGGUGAUUUUCUCUUCACUCCGAGAGGAAGAAAGAACGUUUAUAGGAUAUGUGAUGGGAAUCGUUAGAAUCAUACUUGGAAGAGAAAGAAAAAUGUAAACAAAUGUACGCGCUAUGGGAGACUAAAAAUUGCUUUCGCAUAACGAGAUUAAAAUACAUAUUUUGAACUUUCUUAAAGUUGUCUUAAAGCUUUUUCAAGCUCGGAAUUUGAAGGAUCGAAGGGUGAAUUUGUAAUAAAAAAAGUAAGUAUAUUCGAACAAUGUAUAUAGUUAGAACAAAAAAAAAAAAAUCCGUUACACAAUAUUCGCUGCGAGAACGCCAAGAGAAAUAACAGCCAAACUCAGCUGGAGAUCAAGAUCAAUGUACGUCCAUUAAUUCUAAUUCGAGUUUAAAAUCACGGCGGUCAGGAGCCAACAACAGCCACGAUACAAUUCAUGCGUAUGCUAUACGAAGAAAUAAAUACAAUCUCGAUAAUUAUAAAAGAACGAAAAAUCGAAAUCUACCACGAAUAUCAUCAUACGAUACAUCCGGCUCGUUCUUCACAGAUAAUUACUCUUCUACUCGCCGACUGUUUUUUUUUCUUUUCUUUUUUUGGAAGGCAGGGAAGUUGGUUCACAAUAGAGAGGGUCUACUGUUAAAUUCCUACAAUUCCUUUAAAUUUCUCCUUUAAAUCUGUACACGAUUAGACCGCAAUGAAGAGGAGACAACGACAGAGGAUGACCACGCGAGAAGAUAUUUCGUGGGACACGCGAAAAACACUCCCUUUAAUUUCUCUCGCGAUCAAAGAAAAAAAUAUUCUUAAGAUAUUAUACAUUCGAAUAUCCGAAUGUUGAAAUAUCCCGAUGAUAUCGCGAAAUAAUCUUGAAAUAGAAGGAGAUAGGCUCUACAACAAUUUAAUGCAAUAAAACGCGCAUAAAAGCUUAGGAAGUUUUUGAUAUUACGUCGCUUUCUGCAUCUGACUUUGCGAGUAUAUUCAGUUGGCCAACUAAUCCCGUAAAUUCUACAGUAGGCGUAACAAUGAAAAUUACACGAGUAGUACCAUUCGAGAUAUUCGAAUUACGAAUAUUCGAUUGUACGUUGCAUUCGAAUAUCGAAUCGUACCGACAUUGAUUGCUUCGAUCGCCGGUUGAUCGGAUCGCAUCGCUGUAUAAUAAUCUAACAACUGUGUAUCGUCACACACAUUUCUCUCUUAAUACAUAAUCCGUAUAUUUAUAAUAUAUAUGAAGGUAUGUAUAUAUAUUUAUAUUGUAUAUAUAUUAACGUAACUUUCAUUUGAAUGUGAAACGGCCCGCACACGAUUCAUCAAUUCGCAUAAUUUUUUUGCAUAAUGUUUAUCUAAUGUGAUUUGAUUUUAACAUUGCUAACAGCUUCAACUUCAUUCAUUCGUGUACGCAAUAAUCUUUUAAAGCAUCGAAUCAUGUGCGAGUUUUUAAAUCUAAGCGCAAAACAUAUUUUCAUCUCUAUAUUAUAAUAAACGAGCAUGAACGUGAAGAUAAAAAGAUAUCAUUAUUAUAAAUCUCGUUGGUUGUCUUAAAACAUAAUUUUACCGAACAUCAUAUAAUCUUCCUCGCAAAUCCAUGACUGGUAAUCAAUAGUGGCGGUCGAGGGUUCACGUCAAUCAGUUUGUUUAUUUUUUUUUUAUUCAUAAUUUUCGGAAGAUCAAGUCUCGAUAAAAUGACAAACUUAUACUAUGAGAUUCGUUAAAAAAAGUCGCGUGCAAUAUAUAUAUAGAAGAUUGAUAAAAAUUACAAAAUGUUUUAUAAUUAGUACAUUAUUAGAUUAUAUAUAUAUAUAAUUUGUAUAACAUUGUAAAAAAACUAUGAAUGAAAAAUAUACAUCACAUCGACAUACAUACAAUAUAAAUUAUAAAAUCUGCAUAUAUUACAUAUACAUUUAAAAAAAAAGACAAAAGAUCUGUUAACGACACCAUACAAUAAAUUGUUACACCGACAAUAAUUUAUAUUUCUAGAUGUGUUUUACGUCGGUGCGCCAGUGCUAUUAAAGCGUUGAUUAAAUUUUGUAGCAAAGUACAUAUUAUAUAGAAUUUAUAGAUUAAGAAAAACAUGAUUCUUUUAUAACAGCUUUUGAAAUAUUAAUCACAGGAAUGAAAAGAGAGAAAAUGUAAAACGCCCUUACUUUUUUUACAUUAACUUAUGAUUCAGCAAUAAUUACACGAUAAAAGAACCUAACAGUAAAAUAUUCAAAUCCUGUCGCGUAUUGUAAAAUAAUAAUAAUCGUAGAAAAGGGAAAAAGAUAAUAAUAUAAUAAAAUUCCAUUAUGCACAAUAAAUCAAGAAGUAAAAGAAAAACUGAUAGCGCCGUGUUCUCUCGACCAAUACUAGCCAAAAUAUGUGACUAAUAUAUAUAAUUUAAGAAAAAAAGGAGGAAUAUAAUAAGGACUUAGAAACAUGGGGAAAGGGGGGAUUUACACACUACAAUUGAAUAUAAAAAAUAUUCUUACUUCCCUGAAAAAAAUAAGACAUAAAUGGAGAGUAAGAAAAAAAUUUGAGCUUGUAUGGCUACAAAUAAUGCAACCUAUGUAUCUCUCGUAAAUGUUUAUAGCCAUUUGUAAUUAAUUCAAAUUUUAUAUGUACAAUUGUAUAUAAAGCUUUAUAAAGAUCGGUAAUAUCUCACUGAUCAUUAUAAAGCGAUAUUUAAAUCAUAUUUAGAGCUGCUCUUUCCAUUGUUAAUAUUAUAAAACGCAUUUCGCAAAACACACUUCAAAUAUUACCUGUACAGAGUAUAUACUCUAUUGAAAUAUACAUCUAACGUAAAAUUCUCAAAAUAAGUAAACAUACUUCUACAACUACAAAUCAUUAAUGUGUGAUUUAGAUUUCAAUUAAUAACAUACUAAGAUUAUAACAUACCUCCCAUUGGAAUCAUUUUGUAAACAUAAAAAUGACCAGCCAUGGAUUUAUAAUAUAUCAAUAUCAAUAUUAUAUAGAAAAUCUAGAAUAUUAUUCAAAAUCAAGAUUAGAAUAGGGCGCAAUUAAAUAUAAAUUCUACUAAUUAUACAAUAAUUAAUUUGCAGCUGUUAAAUAUAAGGAUAUAUCUAUCUGAUAAACAGCUAAUAUUAUACAACUACUGUCAUUGUGCCCAAAUCUACUCUCGCUCACGCGACGAUCUCAUAGCGAAAUAUCGAUGCGAAUAAUCCGUGAAUCUAAACGGAACUUAUGACGCAUGGAUACGAAAUGAUGUAACAAAGAGACAUUCACAUACAGAGAGAUGUUCUAAUCUCAAGGAUCUGAUCUUAAUGACUCGCCGAUGUUAAGAGUUAUAUAAAUCGUAACGAUAUAGAGGUAAAUAUGUAUUAUAAAAUUAAAUAAAAAAAAAAAAAAAAA
This is a messenger RNA of Formica exsecta, 6975 nucleotides long. RefSeq names its product tumor necrosis factor receptor superfamily member 3-like. The record is from RefSeq and is a predicted model, not a curated record. The coding region runs from base 324 to 884 and encodes 186 amino acids. Gene Ontology annotation, molecular function: protein binding. The transcript is spliced from 2 exons. NCBI's taxonomy places the organism in Eukaryota, Metazoa, Arthropoda, Insecta, Hymenoptera, Formicidae.